Phytophthora nicotianae INRA-310 is the source of this 1173-nucleotide messenger RNA. RefSeq lists its product as hypothetical. The record is from RefSeq and is a predicted model, not a curated record. Gene Ontology annotation, molecular function: metal ion binding. NCBI's taxonomy places the organism in Eukaryota, Oomycota, Peronosporomycetes, Peronosporales, Peronosporaceae. The transcript has a single exon. The coding region runs from base 1 to 1173 and encodes 390 amino acids.
AUGCCAAGCUCGAACGUCUCUAAGCGCUCCGCUUCAAAGGCAUUGUCCCGACGUUUGACGGCGUCGUCUUCGAUGUCGAGCUACAAUACCGACGGUGCCCCGCUCUCCGCUGGCCUACCAGAGUACAUCACGCUACCGGAUCAGGUGAAGACUGUGUUGACGAGGCAGAUCUCAGCAGCGGUGGAGGAUGUCCUGGAUAGUAUGAUGCACGAAGGCACCGAGGACGUUCACUGGCGCGGCAAGAUGCGUAAGGAUGGAAUUAUUUACUACGAAGAUAGAGAGAGCGUGACGAAGGAGCAGACUCGUUUCUGCUGCGUUGACACGACCGAAGCCUCGGUUGAAGAGGUGAUUAACCUGUUCGUUGUGUCCGACACCGACAUGCUGCUACAACGGUGCCGCAUCAUGUACGACAACAUCAUGGACGCCAGGAUCUUGAACGUUUUGGAGCACCCGUCGGAAGAGCAGCCAAUGCGUUCAUCUUACAUUCGCUAUACCGCCUUUAAGGCCAGGACACUGCAGCGUAACAACCGCGAUAUGUGCGUCGUCGUAUCUACCGACGUUAAACAGUGCGCAGACGGAUCGACGGUGGGCUACUGCGUGUGGGACUCGCUCAACCUGCCCGAUAUCUCCCAGUUGGACGUACCGCAGGGAUUUAUCCGGACCCGUAUGUUCCGUUCGGGAUAUUUCGUGCAGAACUCUGGAGAGCCCGGAGCUUUGACUAAGGUUGCCUACAUAGUUGGAAUUGAGGCGGGAGGCCUCGCCCCACGGCUCACAACGCGCUACUAUAUGCCUCGAUUUGGUGAAGUUCUCAGCCGUAUUAUUGCCCACCUCCGUCGCAGGCAACUCGACCCUUCUACCUUCGUGCCUCCGUCUCAAUGGACCGAUAAGCAGAAAGCUGAAUUCUGCCAGUGUUGCAGCAAGCACUUCGGUGCAGUAAAGCUGCUCGAUACUCGACGAUACAACUGUGUGUCUUGCGGUGACGCCAUUUGUCAUGCUUGUCACCACGUGGAGGAGAUCGAAGUCCCUGGAGCUCGGAAUACGACAGUGGGAAUCUGUGUCGGCUGCAAGACGGACAACGUCGGAAAGCCAUCCCGAAUGUCACGGUGGUCAAGUUGGGGAACAAGUUUUUCAUCCGACUCGACAGAGUCGUCCACCAGGUCUCUAUACAUGUGA